Prunus persica (peach) is the source of this 888-nucleotide messenger RNA. RefSeq names its product transcription factor FER-LIKE IRON DEFICIENCY-INDUCED TRANSCRIPTION FACTOR. NCBI's taxonomy places the organism in Eukaryota, Viridiplantae, Streptophyta, Magnoliopsida, Rosales, Rosaceae. The record is from RefSeq and is a predicted model, not a curated record. The coding region runs from base 303 to 800 and encodes 165 amino acids. The transcript has a single exon.
UUAAGACCCAUAUGUAUCAUGACAAGUUUUCUUUUGUACUUACUAAGAGGCACUGUUUUUUUUGUUUUUUGUUUUAAUAAUUAUUAUUAUUUUGUUAUUAAGAGGCACUGUUGGUGUUGUAGUUUUGUCAGCUCCCUUAAACUUUAAUUAAUAACAGCUCCAACGUCAGAAAAAAAACAAUCCGCAUCCUGAUUCCUUUCACGCUUGAGAUAAACAUGAAACCACAUCCACGAUUUCUAUAUAUAUAUAUAAACAUAUUUUAUGACACAUAAUUACACAAACCUCACUAUCAAACAAAGGAUAUGGAUGCCCAUGGAAACCAUCUGGGAGGUCAUAACAUCAAUGACUUUGAGUUACAAGACCUCAUAGAUGAUGCAAACUUUGGUCAAUUCAUUGAUCUUAUCCGCGGCCAGAACGAAGAUCCAGUGGUUAGUUUUGAUUGUGACCUUAUGAUCAAUGGCUGCUUUGAUGAUUAUAACCUGUUUUGUCCAGCAAGUACUACUUCAGCUGUGGUUUUUGGUUUCAAUGAUGCCGUUGCAUCCGACCCAAGUGCUUCUUUUCUUGGCACAUUAUCCGACCCAAGUGCUCCUUUGCUUACCACAUUACCAAAUUUUGAUGGAGAAAUGAAGGGUGGGGAAGAAGAUCAUAAUGGCAAGGAUUCGUCUGGAACAACGACGACGAACAAGAGGCAAAAGGUUGAUCGGUCGAGAACCUUGGUCUCGGAGAGGAGGAGGAGGAGGAGGAGGAGGAUGAAAGAAAGGCUCUAUGCACUGCGGUCCUUGAAAGAAAUUGGGAUGUGACUAUGCAUAGCUUUAUUGUAGCCUUGAAAGAAAUUGGGAAAUAAGAAGUGUGGAUUGCGGCAAGUAUGCACGUGUCCUAAUGAGCUGU